AAUAAAAGUUGUUCCGAAUAUGCACGAAUACUACACUACCGGGUGCCUGUUUGGGGAUAAAUAAGCGUGUGGUACGUGCGCUUGUUUUAGUCUGACCAUAUUCUUAGCUCAAGUUCGAUCAACAGAUCUUCACCUACCGUUAACAUCAUGCCGGAUUACAAGGUGUAUUACUUCAACGUGAAAGCUUUGGGCGAACCUCUGCGAUUCCUGCUGUCCUACGGAAAUCUACCGUUCGAUGAUGUGAGGAUCACCCGCGAAGAAUGGCCAGCACUCAAGCCAACAAUGCCGAUGGGUCAGAUGCCGGUGCUGGAGGUUGACGGCAAAAAAGUGCACCAAUCGGUCGCAAUGUCCCGCUAUUUGGCCAACCAGGUCGGUUUGGCCGGCGCUGACGAUUGGGAGAACUUGAUGAUUGACACCGUGGUCGACACGGUGAACGAUUUCCGUCUAAAGAUUGCCGUUGUCUCGUAUGAACCGGACGAUGAUAUCAAGGACAAGAAAUUGGUUACUUUGAACACCGAGGUCAUUCCAUUCUAUCUGGAGAAGCUGGACGACAUUGCACGCGAAAAUAAUGGAUACCUGGCAAAUUCUAAACUGAGUUGGGCCGACAUUUAUUUCACCGCAAUUUUGGACUAUUUGAACUACAUGACCAAGUCUGAUCUGGUCGCGAAUCAUCCGAAUCUGCAGAAAGUGGUUGACAACGUCACAUCGAUCGAAUCCAUUCGAAACUGGAUUGAUAAACGACCAAAGACUGAGAUCUCAAUGCCCAUGGGCCAGAUGCCGGUGUUGGAGGUCGAUGGUAAGCGUGUUCAUCAAUCGUUGGCCAUGUGUCGAUAUGUAGCCAAGCAGAUCAAUUUGGCCGGCGAUAAUCCGCUAGAGGCACUGCAAAUCGAUGCAAUUGUUGAUACGAUCAAUGACUUCCGUCUAAAAAUUGCAAUUGUUGCCUACGAGCCGGACGAUAUGGUGAAGGAGAAGAAAAUGAUCACCCUGAACAACGAAGUGAUUCCGUUCUAUCUGACUAAGCUGAACGUGAUUGCUAAGGAGAACAACGGCCACCUGGUGCUUGGCAAGCCGACCUGGGCUGAUGUUUAUUUUGCUGGCAUCUUAGACUAUUUGAACUACCUGACCAAGACCAAUCUGCUUGAGAAUUUCCCGAACUUGCAGGAUGUGGUCAAUAAGGUGCUUGACAAUGAAAAUAUUAAGGCUUACAUUGCCAAGAGACCUAUCACCGAGGUAUAGGUGGAAUCAUAGAGCGUUUUUACUUGCAGAGUAAUAUUCUUUUUGUUUUAAUGCAAUCAUUUGAACUUGAUUUGAUUUUAAUUUUGUUCUUUGGUGAACCGAUCGCUGGUUCCAUUUGUUUCGACAACAAACAAUAAUUUACUCAUUGGUUUCAAGCGUUAUGCACUCGUUAAGGCAUCUUUAAUAACUUUCGCGUGCGUUUUGCAUAGCGUAUCAGUUUCUACUCCGAAGGAUAAGCUUUUUAAUCUUGAAUAAACGGUCAUUUAUUCGCGAUUUCAUUUCAUGCAUAUGUUCACACAAAACAUCAUAAGUCGUAAUAACUGUGUUUCUAGCAUACACGCCUAAGCUAAGCUUGAUUAUGGAUAAGUAUGACAAUAAAUGGCUAUUCAGAAGGUCGAGAUGACAAA
Anopheles funestus (African malaria mosquito) is the source of this 1643-nucleotide messenger RNA. It is a transcript of the gene GstS1, whose product is annotated as glutathione S-transferase. Gene Ontology annotation, molecular function: glutathione transferase activity. Gene Ontology annotation, biological process: glutathione metabolic process. The record is from RefSeq and is a predicted model, not a curated record. The transcript has 7 exons. Bases 148 to 1236 code for a protein of 362 amino acids. Lineage: Eukaryota; Metazoa; Arthropoda; Insecta; Diptera; Culicidae.